Messenger RNA from Abrus precatorius (Indian licorice), 504 nucleotides. RefSeq lists its product as uncharacterized. The record is from RefSeq and is a predicted model, not a curated record. NCBI's taxonomy places the organism in Eukaryota, Viridiplantae, Streptophyta, Magnoliopsida, Fabales, Fabaceae. Bases 1 to 504 code for a protein of 167 amino acids. The transcript has 2 exons.
AUGCAAUCUGAUAACCCAGUCAUAACAUUACCAAUUUACGAGGGUGAAAACUAUCACCUAUGGGCAAUUAGAAUGGAGGCUUUUCUUGAUGCAAGUGACCUUUGGGAGGCUAUUGAGGAGGAUUAUGAGGUUGGACAAUUACCAAAAAAUCCAACGCCAAAUCAAAUCAGAAUUAUGACUCUGAAAUCGGCAAAGACUAUAUGGGAUUUUCUCAAACAAGAGGAUGAAGAAAAUGAGAAAGUCAAAGGGAUGCAAGUGGUGAAUUUAAUCAAGGAGUUUGAGAUGCAGCGGAUGAAGGAGUUAGAAACAGUGAAAGAAUAUUCUGACAGACUUCUAAGCAUUGUAAACAAAGUGAGGUUGCUUGGAACUAAAUUUCCUGAUACAAGAAUUGUUCAAAAAAUUCUUGUGACUGUUUUUGAGAGGUUUGAAUCCACUAUUUCCUCUUUGGAAAAUUUAAAAGAUUUGUCAAUUAUCACUUUGGCAGAAUUGUUAUAUGCUUUGUAA